Pseudopodoces humilis (Tibetan ground-tit) is the source of this 3963-nucleotide messenger RNA. It is a transcript of the gene KIF2A, whose product is annotated as kinesin family member 2A. Lineage: Eukaryota; Metazoa; Chordata; Aves; Passeriformes; Paridae. Gene Ontology annotation, cellular component: microtubule. Gene Ontology annotation, molecular function: microtubule binding; ATP binding; microtubule motor activity. The record is from RefSeq and is a predicted model, not a curated record. Gene Ontology annotation, biological process: microtubule depolymerization; microtubule-based movement.
GGCGCCUUUUCUCCGCUCCCCGCCUCCUCCUCCUCCUCCCCGGCCGCUCGUCCCGCCCGCCCAAAGCCACCGUCGCGUCUGCCGUGCGCGGCCUCCCCUCCCUCCCCGCGGUGAACCCGGCCGGCAACACGUCUGAUCUCCCCCGUGCGCCCCAUGAAGCGAUGGCAGCGGCCAACUUCGGCAAGAUCCAGAUAGGGAUCUACGUGGAGAUCAAGCGCAGUGAUGGCCGAAUUCACCAAGCUAUGGUAACAUCCCUAAAUGACGAUAAUGAAAGUGUAACUGUUGAAUGGAUUGAAAAUGGAGAUACUAAAGGGAAAGAGAUUGAUUUAGAGAGCAUAUUUUCACUUAACCCAGAUCUUGCACCUGAUGAAGAUAUUGAACCUAACCCAGAGACACUACCACCACCUGCUUCAUCAGCCAAAGUAAACAAAAUUGUGAAGAGUCGACGAACUGUGUUACCUGCUAAGAAUGACCCUCCUGCCAGAGACAAUAGAGUGGUUGGUUCUGCACGUGCACGACCUACUCAGCUUCCUGAGCAGUCUUCCUCCUCUCAACAGAAUGGUAGUGUUUCAGAUAUAUCUCCAGUUCAAGCUGCAAAAAAGGAAUUUGGACCCCCUUCACGUAGAAAAUCUAACUGUGUAAAAGAGGUUGAAAAAUUGCAAGAGAAACGUGAAAAAAGAAGGUUACAGCAGCAGGAACUUAGAGAAAAGAGAGCUCAGGAUGUUGAUGCUACAAACCCAAAUUAUGAAAUUAUGUGUAUGAUAAGAGAUUUCAGGGGAAGUUUGGAUUAUAGACCACUGACAACUGCAGAUCCUAUUGAUGAGCACAGGAUUUGUGUUUGUGUGCGAAAACGACCACUCAAUAAAAAAGAAACUUUAAUGAAAGACCUUGAUGUAAUAACAAUUCCUAGUAAAGAUGUUGUGAUGGUACAUGAACCAAAACAAAAGGUGGAUUUAACAAGGUACCUAGAAAACCAAACUUUUCGUUUUGAUUAUGCCUUUGAUGACACGGCUCCUAAUGAAAUGGUUUACAGGUUUACAGCUCGACCAUUAGUGGAAACCAUAUUUGAAAGGGGAAUGGCCACUUGUUUUGCAUAUGGACAAACAGGAAGUGGGAAAACCCAUACAAUGGGUGGCGACUUUUCAGGAAAGAACCAAGAUUGUUCUAAAGGCAUAUAUGCACUUGCAGCUCGAGAUGUCUUUUUAAUGCUAAAGAAACCAAACUAUAAGAAGUUAGAACUUCAAGUAUAUGCAACAUUUUUUGAGAUCUACAGUGGUAAGGUUUUUGACUUGUUGAACAGGAAGACAAAAUUAAGAGUGUUAGAAGAUGGUAAACAGCAAGUCCAGGUGGUGGGAUUACAGGAGCGGGAAGUCAAAUGUGUUGAGGAUGUUCUUAAGCUUAUUGAAGUAGGCAACAGCUGCAGGACAUCUGGCCAGACAUCUGCAAAUGCACAUUCAUCUCGAAGCCAUGCAGUGUUUCAGAUUAUUCUCAGAAGGAAAGGGAAGCUGCAUGGUAAAUUUUCUCUGAUUGAUUUGGCUGGCAAUGAAAGAGGAGCAGAUACUUCAAGUGCAGAUAGGCAGACGCGGCUGGAAGGUGCAGAAAUUAACAAGAGCCUUUUAGCACUCAAGGAGUGCAUUAGAGCCUUAGGCCGAAAUAAACCUCACACACCCUUCAGAGCAAGUAAACUUACUCAGGUGUUAAGAGAUUCAUUCAUUGGAGAAAACUCGCGUACCUGUAUGAUCGCUACAAUUUCUCCGGGGAUGGCAUCAUGUGAAAACACUCUGAAUACAUUGAGAUAUGCAAAUAGGGUGAAGGAGCUGACAGUUGAUCCUAGUGCCACAGGAGAUAUCCGUUCCGUUAUACACCAUGCUCCCAAUCAGAUGGAUGACCUGGAGACACAGUGGGGUGUGGGAAGCUCUCCUCAGAGAGAUGAUCUCAAACUGCUGUGUGAGCAAAACGAAGAAGAAGUUUCUCCACAGUUGUUUAGUUUCCAUGAAGCUGUGUCUCAAAUGGUAGAAAUGGAAGAGCAAGUAGUAGAAGACCACAGGACUGUCUUCCAGGAAUCUAUUAGAUGGUUGGAAGUUGAAAAACUGCUUCUUGAGAUGACUGAAGAAGUAGACUAUGAUGUGGAUUCUUAUGCUACCCAACUUGAAGCAAUUCUAGAGCAAAAAAUUGAUAUUCUGACCGAACUUAGAGACAAAGUGAAAUCUUUCCGGGCAGCUCUGCAAGAAGAAGAACAGGCCAGUAAACAGAUCAACCCGAAAAGACCACGUGCCCUUUGAAAAGGGCCUCUGCUGCGGAAGGAAUUCACGAACCUGUACUGCUGUAGCACACAUUUGUUACAAAACCUAGUGACCGAGAGAACUCAACUACUUGAAAGUGUAAUAAUGUUAGAAAUGUUUGUGGAAAUGUCCUGUUUCUUAUUCACCUGAAUGACAUUUUCAGUUUUAUGUGAAAUGCUCCUAUGAUGUCUAACAAAAUGCUUCUAGACCAGACAGCACAACCAUGCAGGGUUCAGAUCUGUGAAGCACUUUGUUUUAAAUAUUUCAUUUAUUCAAAUAGUGAAAUGUUUGGAAAUACUUGCCAUAUUUUUCAUGAAACUGUGGCCAUUAAAAAGUCACAGCACUUCCUUCUGACCAUGUUCAGUUUUAUGACAAAGACCAGCUGUGCAGUUUAAAAUUGUGGCGUGCAUGCACACCUCACUAGUGGUUUUACGUAACUUCUCUUCCACAGACAGCUGUGCUUAACUCUUCCAAUUCUGUGCCUUGAUGAAGGCUACUUAACCCUAAACAUCCUCUUUCUGAAGCACAGCCUUAAAAAAAUACAUUCCUUAUUUGUCAAUAUAAAUUACUUUAGUGUGUGUACAUUCUUGAUGUGCUUUAAGAAGACUUAUUUUUUGGUGGCUAGUUUCAUUUCACAGGAUGUGCCAUAUCAUUUUAAAGAGGAACUGCAAGCUGUUAAGAGUGGACAAACAGCUGGACAUUCCAUUUUUCUUACAAAAAUCUGGAAUCUUGUUUUGUUUGAAUACCAUAAAGAAUGGUUAUAUAAUUCUAACAUUUUAUCUGUAACAAUUUAAAAAAAAACCAAAAAAAACAACAAAUCAACAAAAACCCACAAAAAUAUAAACUAGUUGAUGUAUAUCAAAGGGUAAUGUUUUAAGUACUGAGGAGAGUUGUAUCUUAGGAUAAUGCAGAUAAUAUGAUAUGUGGUAUGGUGUGAUAAUGCUAUGUAUGGAUAAGUUAACUAUCAAACUUUGGGGAUAAAUAUGUCCAUACUGGCCUUUCACAUACUGUUUUAAAAGCUUGGAUUUUGAUGCAUGACAAAGUUACAUGUACAUUAACUGUAGUUUUGCAGGUAGCUUGAGUAGUUCUGUUGCUUUAAGAAGUAGCUAAUACCUAUUUUUCCCUUUGUACAGUGCCAGCAGCUGAAAAGUGGGGUGAAAUUGCAUCAUUUGACGAUUUUGCACAAUACCUCUACCUAGUGCUAAUAGAAAUCCCACAAGUACCUGAAUUCUCACAAAUGGCGCCAUGUGUAUCAGCACUUUUUAGGUGGUGGCACUCAAGUUAUUUUUGCAAUUCAGUGUCCCAAAAAGAUUGACCUGUCAUUUAAGAACUUGUUGUCAAAUGAAGAACUGCAGACCUCUAUAGGAGUUCUCCCCCUUUCCAGGAGUUUGUGUCAGCAGACUUUCCCUUGGAAAUGUUUAACAGUGUACUUUAGCAACAAAAGCCUGUUUGUUCGUGUCAGGCCUGGUGGGGGGAAAUAUGGGGAAGGCAAUGAAAAGACUUAAAAUGAGCCAGAAUUUCUUGUAGUGUUUAAUGUUUUUAUCUCCCAUAGAAAGGUAGGCUAUGGGAAGCUCUUGUUGCAUCAUGGUUACAAAUAAAAAAUCUUCCUGUGUGUAAACAUGAAAACUGAAACAAUGUAGAUUUUACAUAAUGUGUUUAAUAAAUUAAGCUAAUAAAUGAA